This is a messenger RNA of Radiomyces spectabilis, 1266 nucleotides long. RefSeq lists its product as uncharacterized. The record is from RefSeq and is a predicted model, not a curated record. Bases 1 to 1266 code for a protein of 421 amino acids. The transcript has 4 exons. Lineage: Eukaryota; Fungi; Mucoromycota; Mucoromycetes; Mucorales; Radiomycetaceae.
AUGCGACCAUCUUUUCUUCGACGAGGUCUGCUGUUUGCCGCUGUAGGCACAUUCAGUAGUACUUGGUUCAACCCAGUGACAGCCCAGUCGACUUCGGACGGAGACAUGUCCCCACCGACGACGGAUGAUCCAGACCAGACGGUUCCUGAUGUCAGCCCGGACAUUGAUAGUCCAGACUCCGUUUCAGACAAUGGCAACGACGCAACGUCACCUGCCGCCAACGAUCCAUCGAACGCUCAGGCUGCCCCACCCGGCGAUGACGGCCAAGCCGGCAAUGAAUCGCCAUCCAAUGAUGAUGCUUCUCAUACCAACCAAGAUCCGGGUAUGCCUCAAGAUAACGGAGCAAAUGACGGUAACGAAACGCCGGACGACGAAGACGCGGAUAAUGUGGAAAAUGAUGAUCCUAACAACGAUGAACCCUCCUCAACAGAUACUGGUAAUAACGGUGAUACUGGCAACGACGGUAGCACCGGCAACGACGUGAAUAAUGGCUCUUCAGACGGAUCUGCGGACGGAUCCAAUCCCGACAAUGGAAGUGGUGUCGACGACAACACGGACGAUUCCUCGAAUGACGGUAAUACUGGUGAUGAUGGUGAAGAGGAUGAUGGCGACGAUGAAAUUGAUGAUACAAGUGAUGAUGAUGGCUCUGACAAUUCCAACGAUCCCACCGAUUCAGAUGGUUCACAGGACGGUAAUACUGGCAAUUCUGAUGGAUCGGACGGUGGCUCUGGCGAAACGAGUCCAACCGAUGGUGGUUGGCCUGCGGUGCCGCCUUCAGCAACAGAAGAUCCCAAUGCUGGUGGCAGCAGUUCCAUCGAUCCUUCGACUGCCGUCACACCUGUAUAUUCUGCGACGGAUUCCUAUACGCCUGAACCUACGUCGUCUUGGAUGCCACCGAGCAGCAGCUUACCGAGCGGUACAUCUUCGGAUAUUUCCAGCAUUCAGCCAUCGUCAUCGGCUGACCCCAGCAGCACGCCAACCGGCUCGUCGUCGGGAGACAGUGGUCUUUCAUCCCAGAGCAAGGCCAUUAUUGGUGGCGUGAUUGGCGGUGUCGCCGGUGCCGCGAUUAUUGGUGCCAUUAUUUUCUUCCUUCUUCGUCGAACCAAGCGAAAACAACGGGCCGACAUGGAAGUAUUCACGCCUCAGGCUUACGAAGAAGACGACCAUCGAUCGUCUUGGGCCCAAACCCCCAUGUCCCAUCAGCCAUUGUAUUCUGCCGGCUACGAACACCCGCCGCCACCUCCACCUCAUAACUAUAAUUACUAG